This is a messenger RNA of Amphimedon queenslandica, 783 nucleotides long. RefSeq lists its product as uncharacterized. The record is from RefSeq and is a predicted model, not a curated record. Lineage: Eukaryota; Metazoa; Porifera; Demospongiae; Haplosclerida; Niphatidae. The transcript has 5 exons. Bases 1 to 783 code for a protein of 260 amino acids.
AUGAAAGUCAUUAAAACCAAAUGCAAUGUCAUCAAUAUUGCACCAGUAAAGGAAGUAGUCAGCUUUUAUAGUAUAACAGAAGCCAAUCCAUUGAUAUCUGAUUAUAGCAAAACACUUGAUGAGUUUUGUCACAAACUUAAGCUUCAAUUCUUGCUUGAUAAAAAGCUUUCAACAAGCGAUUUUCUCAUUUGUGAAACAAUUGAGUUUGUUCUAGACUGGGAUCCUGCUGAGCACUUAUUGAAUGAUAUUCGUCGUUUAAUGGAGAAAUCAUUCCAAGGAUUGAGCAGAAGGAUCAUAGUCAAAAGCAUGCAUAAAGGGAACUCCAUCAUUAUCAUUUGUGGUGCUCCUACUCAUCUAAUGAAUGCUUUGCAAUUGAGGGCUCGUGAUAAUCUUACUGUGCUGCAAGAAGAAUUUGCUUUGAUGAGAUUGAAAAUAGGACACUGCACUGUCUAUGAUAGGACCAUCAGAAACAAAGAGCUAAAGAUUGUUGCAGAGGAAAUUGAAAUGCGUGAAGGAGAAUUAAUGAAGCUGAAUCCAUACCACAAUGACAAAGAAAGUCUUCUUGCUAGGCAAGCAGCACAACUUAUAAGUUUAAAACAGAAACAAGAAUUUAUCAACAGUAGCAUGCAGGCAUCAGAUUUUAAAUUUAAAAUCAAACAAAUUGAAAGAGAAAAGGUUGCAAGUACAAAAAAGCGAAUGUUAUUAAGAGAAACUGAACAUUUACAAUCUACUCUAAGGAUCAGAAUAAGUAUAUACAUUCCUUAUUACCUUCUAAUGACAUAA